GCCCGAACGCUAUCACCGCCGUUUUCUCCGCGCAGCGCAGACUCGCAUAGCUUUGGCGCGGUCAGCGUUGAGUCAGCGCUUCGUGUGGGGAGGGCGCGCGCGCGACUUAUAUUAUAUGUCCACCGUGCCGCUGAGCGACGUGCGACCGCCGGCGCAGCGUGAUCAUUUGGUAUGGCGACGCUCACGUUCUCGCAAGCCCUCACGAGUCUACUCGCGGUGUGGGUGUUCUGGCGAGUAUCACGGAAGGCAUUGGCGACUUCGCCUUUGGAUAACAUCCCCGGACCACGUUCCGGUUCAUUUGUGUCAGGGAAUUAUGGCCAGAUGUACCAUCGGCAGGGAUGGAAAUGGCAUGAAAGACUUUGGCGCAAGUAUGGGUCCGUCAUCAAGCUGCACGUCUCAUUCGGCCAACCAUGCCUGUAUGUAUUCGACCCGACGACUCUGAGGCAUAUCCUUGCCCCUGAUCAAGGCGCACUCGACCAGCCUGGUUUCGUCGUUGACUCCUACCAACUCUUCCUUGGUCCUGGCUCAAUGUCUGCCACAGGCGAUCGGCACCGUCGAUGGCACAAGUUGCUGCACCCCGUUUUCUCGCCAAGGAACUUGCGCGAGAUGCUGCCCGUACUCUAUAAGACUACACGCAGGCUACGAGAUGCAAUAGGCAUGGAAGUGGGAAACGGACCAAAGGAGGUCGACAUCCUGAAAUGGAUGAAUCGUGGAGCGCUCGAGUCAAUAGGGCUUGCGGGGCUCGGCUAUGCCUUCGACGCCCUUGUAGAGUCUGACUCGAACAACCUCGCCAGAGCGAUCAAAGCCCUCUUCCCUGCCGUCUCGAAGCUCGGUAUUAUACAACAGCUCGCGCCUUGGCUGAUGAAGCUCGGGCCCUCCAGUUUCCGUCGACGCGUUGCGGAGGCCAUCCCGAAUGAGACAGUACAACAACUGGUUGAGAUAGUGGACACGAUCGAGAUGCAGUCCCGUGAGAUCGUCGAGACGCGGAAGGCGCUACUUGAGAAGGGCGACGCAGCGCUAGCAGGACAGGCGGGCUCUGGCAAGGACGUGAUUACAUUUCUGCUGAAGGCGAACAUGCAAGUGGCCGAGAGUGAUAGGCUGACGGAUGAAGAGGUCAUUGCGCAAAUAGGGACCUUUACCAUCGCCGCCACGGAUUCCAUUGGAAGCAUGGUCACCCAAAUGUUGCAUUAUCUUUCUGAGCACCUGGACGUGCAAGACGCACUGAGGCGUGAGAUAAUAGAGGCACGUAGAGGGGACGACACCUCGUUUGAAGAGCUCAUGAAGCUCCCCUUGCUGGACGGCGUUGUGAAGGAGACCCUACGAUUGAAUCCUGCUUCUACUAUCAUACCGCGAGAUGCAUGCAAGGACAUCGUAGCUCCGCUCUCGUCUCCGAUCCGGGGCGUUGAUGGACGGCUCAUGACGGAGGUGACAAUUCCCAAGGGCACUACCGUCUUCCUCGGUGUGCGUGCAUCAAACUGUAACCCUGCAUUAUGGGGUGAGGAUGCGAUGGAAUGGAAGCCUGAGCGAUGGAUGAGACCCUUACCGACUGCGGUGGCAGAGGCGAAGAUACCAGGGGUAUUCGGAUCGCUCCUGAGUUUUGGUGGCGGCGCAAGAACUUGCAUAGGAUUCAAAUUCGCCGAGAUAGAGAUAAAGACUAUACUAUAUGUGCUGUUGGAGUCGUUCAAGCUCACACCGCCGGGAAAGGACAUCGCCUGGAACAUUGCCACGAUUCGCUACCCCACUGUGGGAAAGGAGGGUAUGAAGCCAGAGCUACCUCUCAUCAUGACUCCCGUCGCUACGUGACCGACAUCGAGUACUCGUGUACCGUCCGAAUUGGGUCUGGCAGGCACUGUUCGGUAAUUUGACAAGAAUUUUGGAGGCGUGCACACGGACGUAUAACAUGAUCAGGG
Rhodofomes roseus is the source of this 1910-nucleotide messenger RNA. RefSeq names its product cytochrome P450. NCBI's taxonomy places the organism in Eukaryota, Fungi, Basidiomycota, Agaricomycetes, Polyporales, Fomitopsidaceae. Gene Ontology annotation, molecular function: iron ion binding; heme binding; monooxygenase activity. The record is from RefSeq and is a predicted model, not a curated record. The coding region runs from base 172 to 1803 and encodes 543 amino acids. The transcript has 14 exons.